AUGCAAGCAGACUUGGUUGUUACUGUUUGCUUAUUGGAGAAGUACUUCCCGCCUUCAUUUUUCGACGUUAUGAUCCAUCUAACUGUGCAUCUCGUAAGAGAAGUUCAGCUUUGUGGUCCAGUAUUUUUUUGGUGGAUGUACCCCUUCGAGAGGUACAUGAAAGUCUUUAAAGGGUGGGUUAGAUGUCGAACGCAUCCUGAGGGAUGCAUAGCAGAGUCAUAUAUUGUCGAAGAGGCUAUUGAGUUUUGCACUGAACGUAUGCUUACUGAUGCUUCUACUGCUGGAAUCCCUCAAAGUUCCAAACCACGAGCCCGUAAUGCAUCCAAACCGCUAUCAGGCGCUACCAUGAUUUCUGUCUAUGGCAAGGAGAUGCAUCAAGCACAUCUGUGUAUAUUGCAGAAUACCGAGGAUGCAAGUCCUUAUUUCAUUGAACAUCUGGAAUUGUUGAAGCUUCUCAAUCCAAGGUUUUCCAAAAAUGAAAAGUGGCUGAAGGAUAAACAAAACCAGACCUUUGCUGUCUGGUUAAAAGAGAGGGUUUCAAAUGAACUGCAGUUUCCGGACAAUAAUGUUUCGGAAACAAUGAGGUGGAUGUCAAGUGGACCGAAUCAUGUAGUGCCGACCUUUAGUGGAUACCAGGUUAAUGGUGUUGAUUUCAACACUAAGGAGCGGGACAAUGUGCGAUCAGUGAAAAACAGUGGGGUUUUUUUGGUGGCUGAUGCAAUGCAAGUUUCUAGUGCAAAGGAUAAAAAUCCCAAAACUAAUGAUAUGGACUUCUAUGGUGUCAUACAACAAAUAUGGGAGCUGGACUACUACAAGUUUAGGGUACCGUUGUUUAAAUGUGAUUGGGUUGAGAAUGUUAGGGGCAUUAAAGUAGAUGAACUAGGGUUCACAUUGGUAAAUCUGAAUAGGAAAGGUCAUCUUAAUGAUGCUUUUGUCUUAGCUAGCCAUGUUAAGCAAAUAUUUUACAUUGAGGAUCCCCUCGAUGCUCAAUGGUCAGUGGUAGUAAGGGUGCCAGAUAGAGACUAUCAAGGGGCUGAUUCGGAUGAGGAGUUAGAAGAUAUUGAAGUAGAACAACAGCCAUUUGAAGCAACAAUGCCAUCCAUCGAGACUUUUGAUAAUAUAGAUGGCGAUCAGCAUAGCAAUUAUAUGCGUCCUGGAGAUGAAGCAAUAUGGGUCAUGGCUCCAUCUGCAAGCACAUCGAAAGUUGCUAGAUCUAUAGCCUUAAGGAUAAAGGCGGUGCAGAUGAAACGUAGUAGAAAAACCGUCUCUGAACCACCUAUUACUUCUCCAAAUCGUAAACCUGCUACCCCCAAGAAGGCUGAAGCAAGACUGACAGAAGCCAACAAGGCUACCCUCCCUAGGAGAAGUUCGCGAAAACAUAAAGCUACUCAGUCCAGCAAGGAUGCGUCCGCCAGGAGAAGUAUGCCACCGCCUAAAGCAGGAAAUUCCAAGAAGGCUGUGGCAGCAAAGAAGUCGUCGUCCGGUCAUAAGUCUGCAAAGAGCAAUUCAUCAGAGGAUUCUGAUGAUGAUGAUAACAUCACUAGUGGAUUGAGGUUGCUUAAGCGAGGGAUGGUAACCAUGAAUAAAAUUACUAGGCGACUGAUUCGAGGAAAGAAGCUAAAGGUGAAUUCUAAUGCUGAUGGGGAGCCAAUUGGGAAGGCAGCUAAGGAGAUGCAGUCAUACAUUGGGGUGUUGGCACGCACCAAGAUCCCAAUAUCUAUAAAUGAUUGGAGAAAUGUGCCUUUGGAUGAAAAAGACAAGAUUUGGAAUAGUAUUCAGGAUGCUUAUGUGGUGCCAAAAGAAUGGAAGAAAUUGGUGAUUACAUCAGCCGGCCAUAAAUGGAGAGAGUUCAAGAGCAAACUAACGAACUGGUACAUUAUUCCCUAUCUGGAUUCUCCUGAACUUUUACAGUUCCCUCCAGAUGAUUAUCGAUCCAUUGAGGUAGAUGAAUGGAAUACGUUCGUGGCUGAUAGAACUUCACAACAAUUUCAGGUACUCCGUGAAAAGCAGAAAAUAAAGAGGAAGGAGAAUAAGUAUCCUCAUCGAAUGUCACGGAAAGGAUAUGCUAACUUCCAAGAAGAACUGGCUGAAAAAAUACCGAUUGAAGAAUUGGAUCGUGCUACGAUGUGGAUAAAGGCCCGGCAAGACAAGAGCGGCAACUUCAAAGGGCCAGCAGUGAAGAAGAAGGUCGAAAAAAUUGAAAGUUUGAAGAGGAAAGUGUUUGAAGGAGAAAUCAACCCUGAAGGAACAGAUGAUGUUCUGACUUUGGCGUUGGGAAAUCCUGAGUAUCCUGGUAGGGUACGUGGUGUUGGUGGCUUCGUCAAGCCUUCGGCAUAUUUUCAUCUACCUAAACGCCAAAUGCUAAAUGUAGAAGAUAGUGUCAGGGUAAGUGUUAAGAAGAUACUAGCAGAAGAGAAAGAAAAUAUCAUUACUCAGGAAAGAGCCAAAUGGGAGUUGGAGAUGGAGCAACAAAUUGCUACGGAAAGAGCCGCUUGGGAGGAAAGGUUUCAGAAGUUAGAAGCGAUGGUUAAUGGGAAAGAGAUGCCAGCUGACUCACCCAAACCUGUGACACCGCUGAAUGAUUUAGGCUCUGGCCAAGGCAGCUGUUCAAGGCACCUUGAAAAGGUUGGUUUGAAAGCUAUUGAAAUUGAAGCCGCCAAAACUGCCAAGAAGAAGUUAGAUUUAGGGGAGGACCAGCAGAAAGUAGUUGAGGAGAAUGAAGUCUUUGUGGAUGGGGAGCUGAACAUCAAACUAACCUCGAUUAUUGAGGAGGAGGUUCAGUCCACCAAUAUUGUCCAGUCAGGGUGUAAACUUGCGAUAGAUUCAUUGGACAACAUAGUGGCUGAAGGAACGAUCAUUCAAGUGGAUGUUGACUCCAGCAAGCAAACUAUCCAUGGUGUUCCAUUGGCUGAGGAAAAUGUCCGAGUAUCGAUCACCAAAUCUAUUGUUGCUAAUGCUUUGCUACCAAUUCCUAUUAAUGAUGAGAUUCUGUUUGUCCGCGAUGCAAUUGGUACAUGCAUUGCUUGGCCUAGAGACUGGGUUAUACCCACUGCAGCUGAUGCAAAGCGGGAAAAGAUUAAGGUUGUGAGGAGGAAAAAGAAGGAUAUAUAUGAUGAUUUUUUUGAUCAUGAUGAUUUGGACAAGCUGCCACCCAAUUUGCCUCCACCACUUAAGACGUUGGCCACAUGGGCUAAUGAUAACUUGAAGGAUGGGAUCACCAUCCACACAACCUUAGGCGAGGAAUUAUUUGGAUAUCUAAAAAAGGUCGCCAUCUUCAGAAGGGAUGUGUAUGCCAUGACCAACAUGAAGGAGGUUUCUGCCGGCUGCAUUGUGAUGUAUAUGAGCUUCCUUUAUCAAGUGUUGAAGAAAUCAAAGAUGCUUGACAUGAUUGGCUUCGUAGAUCCUGCUAAUACUGGUAUCAUUGGCUGUGGAAAUCCAACUGAACGGGCUCGUUCUUUGUCAGUUUCUUAUGAAAGAGGGAAGCCUGGUCAGAUUUUUUUAGUCCCCUAUAAUUCAGGCGGUCAUUGGAUGUUGACGGUGACAAACCCCACUGAAGAAGUUGUGUAUUUCAUGGAUCCGCUAAAGAGGCGACUCAUCACCGGUGAAUGGAGAACUAUUGUGGACAACUCCAUCAAAAUAUUCAAUGCACAAAAACAUAGGAAAGGCCGAAAGACAGUUCAAUGGAAAAACUGUGCAGGCAUUCCGGAGCAGAUGGGUGAUAAGACUUGUGGAUAUUGGAUUAUGCAUUACAUGAGGGAUAUAGUGGAGGACAAAAACCAAGAGUGGAGUGCUAAGUGGGAAAGAAAAGCAAAUCACUAUUACACAAUGGAGAAUGUUGAUGCUGUCCGGGCAGAGUGGGCAAAGUAUGUUAUGAAGUUCAAAGAUAACUAGUGCAUGUGUAGGUUAACUAGUAGUUGAAGAUAUGUAGCACCAACUUUUGGACAUGCAAAGUUGAUAUAUAUAUAGGCCAGAUUUUGAUUGCAGUACUGCUAGCUAUUUUGCUAUGUUGUUUAGUUGGUUGCCCACAUUGUGUAGUGCUUCUGGUUUAUUAGCAAGCAGUACUGCAUGCAUAUAUUUUGCUGGCUGCCCAGAUUAGUAGA
This is a messenger RNA of Rosa chinensis, 4100 nucleotides long. RefSeq lists its product as uncharacterized. Gene Ontology annotation, molecular function: cysteine-type peptidase activity. The coding region runs from base 1 to 3891 and encodes 1296 amino acids. The transcript is spliced from 15 exons. NCBI's taxonomy places the organism in Eukaryota, Viridiplantae, Streptophyta, Magnoliopsida, Rosales, Rosaceae. Gene Ontology annotation, biological process: proteolysis. The record is from RefSeq and is a predicted model, not a curated record.